AAGGAAUACAUUCAACUGUUCCUCCUCGAGUCGGACUCGGCAGCAGUUGGAUGGCGUGAGCAGCAGAGCACUGCACAGGACAGAGCAGACGCACAGGACAGAGCAGACGCACAGGCAGCACACAGAGGCGCGCGAUUAAUUGACGAAUCUAGAGGACAGGACAGGGCUCUGUCCUCCAGUAGCAUCCUUUCGUUUCGAACAUGGAUUUGGAGACCAGAAGACACACUGAAAUGCUUUUACAGCUAGCAGUCAUUUUCUGCUGUUCAUAUGGGGCAAUUGGAAAAGACAGCUGUGAUGGCCCACUGGUGUCCAGCCUGCCCCAGUCCUCCUUCAGAAGCUCAUCACAGUUAUCCAACAGCCAUGGACCCGGCUUUGCCAAAGUAAACAGGAGAGAUGGUGCCGGAGGCUGGGCUCCUGUAGAGUCUAAUAAGUACCAGUGGUUGGAGGUGGACCUGGGGGAGCGGACGGACAUCACAGCCGUGGCCACGCAGGGUCGCUACGGCAGUUCAGACUGGGUCUCCUCCUUCCUCCUCAUGUUCAGUGACACGGGACGCAACUGGAAACAGUACCGCCAGGAGGACAGCAUCGGGGCAUUCACUGGAAACAGCAAUGCAGACAGUGUGGUGCAGUUCAAACUGCAGCAGCCAGUCUUUGCCAGGUUCCUACGGUUACUUCCUCUAGACUGGAACCCUAACGGGAGGAUAGGCCUGAGGCUGGAGGCCUAUGGAUGCCCUUACAAGUCUGAUGUGGCAAGUUUUGACGGCAGCGGCUGCUUGCUCUACAGGUUCAGCCCCAACCCAACACCAAUUCGAACAGCCAAAGACAGUAUCUCUCUGAAGUUCAAAACCCUGCAGAACUCUGGGACACUGAUACACACAGAGGGACAACACGAUCGCAGCCUCACGCUGGAGUUGCACAAAGGAACACUUUUACUCCACCUCAGAAAAGGUAAAGGUGCCUCUCCUGGUCCUGAGAGCCACACGGUCGUGUCACUGGGUAGUCUUCUAGAUGACCUGCACUGGCACCAUGUAGCCAUCGAGCGUGUUAGCGGCCAUGUCAACUUCACUGUGGAUAAAAGCACUCAGCAGAUCCAGGUCCCUGCAGAACUCAGUCCUUUUGAGAUAAACGAGAUAAGCUUUGGUGGCGUCCAGUGCCAUGGAACACAGAUGGUUCUGUCCAGGAGGAACUUCCAUGGGUGUCUUGAGAACCUUAUCUGGAAUGAGGUGAACGUCAAUGAUCUGGCCAAGCAGCGCCAGAAGGUCUCCAUCACGGGCAAUGUGACCUUUACUUGUGCUGAGCCGGUCUCCGUCCCAGUGACGUUCACUGGCGCCCAGAGUUUCCUCCAGUUGCCGGGUGCAGCUCUACAGCAGAGAGACGCCGGUGGCGGCGGGGUUGCCUUGGUGGCGGUUGGUGUGGCGAUCAGCCUGCAGUUCCGGACCUGGAACAGAGCGGGCCUUCUGUUAACCUUUGACCUCCAGCAGCAGGUGGGGAGCCUGUGGCUCUACCUGAGCGAGACCAGAGUCAGGCUGCAGAUACACAAGGCUGGCAGGAUCCUACUGGACGUUGUCACAGGGUUUGGUCUGAACGACGGCCAGUGGCAUUCAGUAGACCUGACUGCAAGAAGAGGUCGUCUGACCAUCACUGUGGAUAAAGAGGAAAGCUCCACAGCUCAUGCCAGCCCAUCUUUCCCUGUGGUGUCAGGAAACAACCUCUUCUUUGGAGGUUGCCCGGAUAGCAAGAAUAACCAAGAGUGCAGAAACCCUUUCAACGUGUUCCAAGGUUGUAUGAGACACAUCCGUGUGGAUAACAAUGCUGUGGAUCUGAUCAAGGUGCAACAGAUGCUGAUAGGAAACUACAGCGACCUGCAGAUUGACAUGUGUGGAAUCAUCGACAGAUGCUCUCCAAGCCAUUGUGAACACGGGGGGAGAUGCACUCAGUCUUGGAGUACCUUCCAUUGCAAUUGCUCUAACACAGGCUACAGUGGAGCAACAUGUCACAGCUCCGUCUAUGAGCAGUCAUGUGAAGUGUACAAACAGAAGGGCAAUACAACAGGGCUGUAUUACAUAGACGUGGAUGGAAGCGGCCUGAUCAAGCCACAGCUGAUUUACUGCAACAUGACAGAUGAAACGUGGAUGGUGAUCCAACACAAUAACACGGAGCUAACCAAAUUAAAGGCCUCCUCUGGGAUAAAUCAGCAUUUAGCCUAUUUUAACUAUUCGGCCGAUGCGGAACAGCUCGGAGCCAUAAUUACUCAGGCGGAGCACUGCGAGCAGGAAGUCUUCUACCACUGUAGAAAGUCACGCCUCUUAAACACACCAGAUGGAUCUCCGUUCACUUGGUGGGUGGGACGUACAGACGAGCCCCAGACGUACUGGGGCGGGGCAGUACCAGGGAGCCAGCAGUGUGGCUGCGGUCUUCAGGGUAACUGCAUCGACUCAGACCACUACUGCAAUUGUGACGCUGACCGCAAAGAAUGGGCUGCUGACUCUGGCCUGCUCAUCCAUAAGGAGAAUCUACCAGUCAGAUGGGUGGUGGUGGGGGAUAUACAGAGGCCUGAAUCAGAGGCAGCCUAUAGAGUCAGCCCACUUAGAUGUCAUGGCGACAAGAACUUCUGGAACGCAGCGUUCUUCAACAAAGAGACAUCGUACCUGCACUUCCCCACGUUCCACGGAGAGCUCAGUGCAGACAUCUCCUUCCUGUUCAAAACCACUGCCUCUUCAGGGGUCUUCCUGGAAAACCUGGGCAUUAAAGACUUCAUACGGGUUGAACUCAGCUCUCCGAUGGAGGUCGUCUUCUCGUUUGACGUGGGCAAUGGCCCCUUUGAGGUGCGUGUGGAGACGGGCGGCAUGGCGCUAAACGACGACAGGUGGCACCGCGUUCGAGCGGAGCGGAACGUGAAAGAGGCUUCACUGUGUGUGGACUCUUUCCCGGGCACCACACAGAAGGCCCCCGCCGACGGUCACAUCCAUCUGCAACUCAACAGCCAAUUAUUUGUAGGUGGCACUGCUUCCAGAAUGAAAGGUUUCCUGGGUUGUAUCCGCUCGCUGCAACUGAACGGGAGGACUCUGGACCUGGAGGAGAGGGCUAAGAUUACGCCUGGGGUGAGUCCGGGCUGCCCGGGACACUGCAGCAGCUACGGGCAUCUGUGCCAGAACCAGGCGAGGUGUGUGGAGAGGUACAAUGGCUUCUCCUGCGACUGUGGCCUCUCCGCCUACGCAGGCCCCUUCUGCCAGAGAGAGGUCUCUGCUUACUUCAAACCUGGGACAUCAGUCCAGUACACGUUCAAGGAGCCGUACGAGCUGACUAGAAACACCAGCACUCAGUCCCAGUCCUCCUCCAUCUACUCUGACCUGACGCUACGAGGAGAGAAUGUCUCGUUUAGCUUCAGAACCACACAGAGCCCUGCGUUACUUCUCUACAUCUGCUCCUACUACAGAGAGUACCUGGCUGUGCUGCUCAACAGGAAUGGUUACCUGGAUGUUAAAUACAAGCUGCAGAACAGUAGAGAUGCGGAGGUAUUCAGGACCAGCAUUAGGAACUUGGCCAAUGGACAACUUCACAGAGUCUCCAUCAGGAGGAUAUCAGAGACUGUCAGUGUUCAGAUUGACCAGCACAGAAGGGAAGACUUCAAUCUCACAUCUGAUACAGAAUUCAAUGCUAUCAAGUCAGUUGUCCUUGGGAAAGUGCAAGAGUCUGGUGAGCUGGAUCCAGAGAUUGCCAGGCUGAACUCCCUGGGUUUCAGUGGCUGUCUGUCGGUGGUCCAGUUUAACUCCAUCACUCCACUGAAGGCAGCGCUACUCUACCCAAACACCAGCCCAGUCAUAGUGACAGGACCCCUAGUUGAGUCCACCUGUGGUUCCUCAUCUCCAGCCAAUACCUACCCAGCCGAAACCACACACCCCCUAUCAGACCAUUCAGGUACAGUAGGUACUGGUGAGCCUAUAGUUAACGCAAUCAAGAGUGACUCUGCAUUGAUUGGAGGUGUGAUUGCUGUAGUGAUAUUUGUGAUUCUGUCUGCGUUGGCAGUAAUGGUAAGGUUCCUGUAUCGACGGAAAGAGACGUUCCACAGCCAAGAACCCAAAAGCAUCAAACCUGAGGCAGAUAGUCCUGAGUACCCUUUCCACAGCGAGCCCACCUCACAGAACGUACUAAGUGAAAACCAAAAGGAGUAUUUCAUAUAGCUCCAUCUGUCCACCCCCGGACUUUCUCAAUUUUUGACUUAUCCAGUGAAUCUGAUUAAGGAAGUACAGAAAUGCCUUCCAAGCCCUAGAGACAUUAAUUACAUUCACAGUGCAUUACACACACAUGCAGUAAAAGACCCUCAGCAACAGUCAAAACAAGAUGGCUGACCAAAAUGUGGAGAAGAUUAAAAAAUCAAUUUGUCCAUGUAUUGUUUUUUCUUGUUUUACCGGGUGUUGUUUUUUUAUAUACUACACUGAACGAAAAUAUAAACACAACGUGUAAAGUGUUGGUCCCAUGUUUCAUGAGCUGAAAUAAGAGCCCAUAAAUGUUCCAUACGCACAAAAAGCUUGUUUCUCUGAAAUGUUGUGCACAAAUUGGUUUACUUCCCUGUUAAUGAGCAUUUCUCCUUUGUCAAGAUAAACCAUCCACCUGACAGGUGUGGCAUAUCAAGAAGCUGAUUAAACCGCAUGAUUAUUACACAGGUGCACUUUGGGACAAUAAAAGGCCACUAAGAUGUGCAGUUUUGUCACAUAACACAAUGCCACAGAUGUCUCAAGUUUUGAGGGAGUGUGCAAUUGGCAUUUAAUGUUCAUUUCUCAACAAUAAGUUGCCUCCAACAUCACUUUUGAAGAAUUUACAGUAUGUUCAACCAGCCUCACAACCGCAGAGCAUGUGUAUGGCAUCGUGUGUGCAAGCAGUUUGCUGAUGUCAACGUUGUGAACAGAGUGCUCCAUUGUGAUGGUGGGAUUAUGGUAUAGGCUGGCAUAAACUACGGACAACGAACACAAUUGUAUUUUAUCAAGUGGCAAUUUGAAUGCAACAAAAUAUCAUGAAGAGAUCCUGAGGCCCAUUGUGAGGCCCAUUUAAAAAAAAAAAAAUGUAUCUGUGACCAAAAGAUGCAUAUCUGUAUUCCCGGUCAUGUGAAAUCGAUUGAUUAGGGCCGAAUGAAUUUAUUUAAAUUGUCUGAUUUUCUUAUAUGAACUGUAACUCAGUAAAAUCAAUGAAAUUGUUGCACGUUGUGUUUAUAUUUUUGUCCAGUACAGGUACUGGUGAUAUGACACAGAAGUGUUAAUGAUAUAGACAUUGAAAGGUGUUGAUACUCUCAUUCAUGGGACUGUAAAUAUUCUUAAAAAUGUAAAUGUUGAAUUAAUUAAUGUCUUUAUAACAAUCGCUGUCUAAUAUUCUUCUCCGGUGAUACAAUACCUAAAAGAUGAUAAUAACAUACACUAGAGGGAUUUAUAUGUACCUGCAGUAUGGUUAUGAAGAUGAAAAUAAAUGUUUGGACUAUUGAGUUGAAAAUAUUUUGCUAUUAUAUUGAUGAAUGUUGGCUUCAUGUAGUGUUAACAUGUCUGAGCCAUGCAGAAUCCCUCUAAAGUACACUCCACAUAUAGUACUGUGUAUUUACAUAUUUCCAAUAUGGCACACCAACUUUCUCUGGUACCACAGUAAAAGCAUCAGAUCAAACCAAUCUACCAAAAUACAUAUAACCCUUUAGAAAUGGGUAUGACUCAAGCAGAGGGGUGGGGGGUGGAGGGGGGAAAUCCCCCCAUCCCCCCUACAAUUUGCACCCUGCAUAGCAAUGAUAAUUGAACAAAUGAAAAUAACGAAAAUUUCACUGACAAAACUUGUAUGUUAAUACAGUAUUAUGUUCCAUACAGUAUGUUCAUUUGGGGGGGGGGGACUUUUCUGUACUUCAGACAGUUCCUUUGCAAGCAUUACCUGUAAUUUUAUGUGCUUUCUCUGCAUUAUCCUGGACAAAAAUAAAGCAUUACCA
Molecule: messenger RNA, 5956 nt
Organism: Oncorhynchus nerka (sockeye salmon)
Lineage: Eukaryota; Metazoa; Chordata; Actinopteri; Salmoniformes; Salmonidae
Product: contactin-associated protein-like 4
Exons: 24
Coding region: 201-4181 (1326 amino acids)
Source: RefSeq, a predicted model, not a curated record